This is a messenger RNA of Orcinus orca (killer whale), 6204 nucleotides long. It is a transcript of the gene HDX, whose product is annotated as highly divergent homeobox. Bases 139 to 2226 code for a protein of 695 amino acids. Gene Ontology annotation, molecular function: DNA-binding transcription factor activity, RNA polymerase II-specific; RNA polymerase II cis-regulatory region sequence-specific DNA binding. The transcript has 10 exons. NCBI's taxonomy places the organism in Eukaryota, Metazoa, Chordata, Mammalia, Artiodactyla, Delphinidae. The record is from RefSeq and is a predicted model, not a curated record. Gene Ontology annotation, biological process: regulation of transcription by RNA polymerase II.
AAUUGAUGAUCGGACACGCUGAUUUCAUUGUCUGAGGAGGCAGUGGAGACCCAGGAAAAAUCUCGCUGAAUACGCCUGCCCCAGCCCUGGCUUGAUCUGGGAUCCUCUGAUCCCUCCCGUCACUGCACCACGCCCGAGAUGAAUCUACGUUCUGUAUUUACUGUAGAACAACAAAGGAUUUUACAGCGUUAUUAUGAAAAUGGAAUGACAAAUCAAAGUAAAAAUUGCUUUCAGCUCAUAUUACAGUGUGCACAGGAGACUAAGCUGGACUUCAGUGUAGUCAGGACGUGGGUUGGCAAUAAGAGAAGAAAAAUGAGUAGUAAGAAUUCUGAAUCAGGAGCAGCAACAACAGGAACUGUUUCUGGUACUCCUUUGGCAGCUCCAGACGUUACAGUCAGAAAUGUGGUUAAUAUUGCUCCAACCUCAAGACAACAGUCUUCUUGGAUAUCACCCAAUAAUGAUGUCAUUGUAACUGGUAUAUACAGUCCAGCCAGUUCAUCAAGUAGGCAAGGGACAACCAAACAUACAAAUACACAAAUUACAGAAGCACAUAAAAUCCCUAGUCAGAAAACAGCCAGUAAAAAUGAUACUGAGUUUCAGUUGCACAUUCCUGUUCAAAGACAAGUAGCACACUGUAAAAAUGCCUCUCUGCUCUUAGGUGAAAAAACAAUUAUUUUGUCCAGACAGACAAGUGUGCUAAAUGCUGGAAACUCUGUAUACAAUCACACAAAGAAACACUAUGGAAGCUCUUCAAUGCAAGCCUCUGAGUUGACGGUACCACAAAAGCCAUCUGUGUGCCACCAACCUUGCAAAAUUGAACCAGUCGGAAUUCAAAGAUCAUAUAAGCCUGAACACACGGGUCUAGCAUCACAUAACUUAUGCGGGCAAAAGCCACCUAUUAGAGACCCUUACUGCAGAACACAAAACUUGGAAAUCCGUGAAGUAUUUUCAUUGGCAGUUAGUGAUUACCCCCAGAGAAUUCUGGGAGGAAAUGCCCCACAGAAGCCUCCUAGUUCAACAGAAGGAACUUGUUUGUCCAUUGCAAUGGAGACUGGAGAUGCUGAUGAUGAGUAUGCCAGAGAGGAAGAGUUGGCAUUGAUGGGAGCACAGAUACCAAGCUACUCAAGAUUUUAUGAAAGUGGCAGUUCCCUUCGAGCUGAGAACCAAAGUACAGUUUUGCCCAGACCAGGAAGAAAUAUGCCAAAUUCACCAAUGGUGAAUAUUAGAGACUUGUCAGACAAUGUACUGUAUCAAAACAGAGAAUACCAUUUGACACCACGGACCUCAUUACAUACAGCAUCUACUACAAUGUACAGUAAUACAAAUCCAUCACGGAGUAAUUUUUCUUCACAUUUUGCAUCAUCAAACCAAUUGAGGUUAUCACAAAACCAAAACAAUUACCAGAUUUCAGGAAACCUUACUGUGCCUUGGAUUACAGGGUGUUCUAGAAAAAGAGCACUACAAGACCGCACUCAGUUCAGUGACCAAGACUUAGCCACCCUUAAGAAGUACUGGGACAAUGGCAUGACCAGCCUUGGCUCUGUUUGUAGAGAGAAAAUUGAAGCAGUGGCAACUGAAUUGAGUGUUGACUGUGAAAUAGUUCGGACUUGGAUUGGGAAUCGAAGAAGAAAAUAUCGUUUAAUGGGGAUUGAAGUUCCACCUCCAAGAGGAGGCCCUGCUGAUUUUUCUGAGCAGCCCGAAUCUGGUUCUUUAUCUGCACUCACACCAGGAGAGGAAGCUGGUCCUGAAGUAGGAGAGGAUAAUGACAGAAAUGAUGAAGUAUCCAUCUGUUUGUCUGAAGGAAGCUCGCAAGAGGAGUCCAGUGAAGUUGUUCUAAAUGAGGCAAGGGCUCAUAAGGAGGAGAACCACCAUACAGUAUCCUCAGAUAAUGUGAAAAUAGAAAUUAUUGAUGAUGAAGAAAGUGACAUGAUAAGUAAUUCUGAAGUAGAACAAGUGAAUUCUCUCUUGGAUUAUAAGAAUGAAGAAGUCAGAUUCAUUGAAAAUGAACUAGAGAUUCAAAAGCAAAAAUAUUUUAAACUUCAGACGUUUGUAAGAAGCUUGAUACUAGCUAUAAAAGCUGAUGAUAAGGAACAACAGCAGGCACUGCUGUCAGAUUUACCUCCUGAAUUAGAAGAGAUGGAUUUCAAUCAUGCCUCACCGGAGCCUGAUGAUACCUCAUUCAGUGUGUCUUCUUUAUCAGAGAAAAAUGCCUCAGACAGUUUGUGAUUGGGUGGGGGGAGGAUAUGUGAUACAGCCUUUUGGCUACCUAACAGGUAUGCAUUUCAAGAUAGUUGCAUUCUGUUGUCCCGAAAUUCUUCAGUUGGAAAAAGAUAUUGUCGAACAACGUAUACUGAAGGAUUAACAAGAUAUGAUGGCUGUGGUGCAAAAAGAUGUAUGUAAAAUUUAAAAGCAUUGUUUGAGAGUUUUUUCCAAACUGAUGGAACUCUGGGAAAAAAAUGUAAUUAAUUUUGAGCAGUUUAGCUAUGAAAUGAAUAAUGUCUAAUUUCUGAAAGGUCUUUUUGGUUUUAUAGAAGAAUCUUAGUUUUAGUAAUAGUUUUGACCAGACACAAAAACAAAGAUAUUUCAACAUAGCUUAUCAAGUUACUGAAGCUUGAUUAGUCUUGUUUUUGUAGCCAUUACGUCUUCUUUCUUCCUCUCUCCUUUUCCUGUUAUCUACAUACACCUUUAUUCAGGAAAGUGGACUGAAAAUUGAAAACAAAACCUUAAAAAUGUUUUUUAACCUGGAUGAAUCUUGGGAUUUAUUUUUAAACUCCUAUGAGAAUUUGACUUAAGUUAAUGUUUGAAAAUUGAAGUGAUUACUACUAUAUAAUUGUAAAUUAUUGGUAUUCUUCCAUUAUGUAACCCAAAUAUUUUGGGAAGGGAAGCAUUAUGGAAAAGUAAUUCAUGGACAUGAAGUCAAAUAAAUUAUUAAGUGUAUAGAACAAAAUGUUGUAAAAGAUUAAUCUUAAUGGGAGUCUUCAUUGCUGCAAAUGACAAAUAUUGAUAAGAUUCACAUUCUACUGGUAAAUUUAUAUAACUGAGUUAGACGAAAUGUUGCACAAAUAUUACAAGUUUAUCACCAUCACCAUAAUAUUUCUUCAGUUCUUACACUUUAUGAAACAAGAAGUCAAGGUAAGCCACUGAGUUUUCUUUGUGUUGUUUUUUUUUUAUCUAGUCACUUAACUUUGCCACAAAAUUUACCUCAUUUCCAUGCAAGACUUGUACAGAGUCAUCAGCCAAGGAUAAUAUCCAAAAAGAAUUAUACUACUUUGUUUGUAAAUAACAGUCCUCUGAAUUUCCUGGAUACUAUUCUAUGAGUACACUCCUAAAAUGGGCAUGCUACCCAGUUGCUCUAUUAGUAGCUACCAGAUAGCACCACACUGUAGACAAUUUUUUGCAGACCUUCCCUUCCAGGGUACCAGAUGGCAUUACCAUGACCCAUAGAAGGGAAAAUGCUAGUUUCUCCCUGAGCACACAGUAUCACAUAUUUGUGAGUUGGCAGUGUGUAAUUGUAUCACAUGAUUAAAUUACUAUCUAUACCUAAAAGAUUAAUGAAGUAACUAGAUGUCUCUUUUGGCCAUCAAGCUUCUAUGUCAGAUAUUUUUGUAAUUUGUAAGUAAAAUCAAGUUUGAUCUUGGAAUUCACAGGUACCAACUUAUGAAUACAAAAAUGCAGUCAUGAAUGUCUUUGACCUUGAAAUGUCCCCUCCCACACACACAAAUAGGUAAGGUUCAUUGAUAAUCAUUCACUUUGUCAGCUAUUUGUUUGAUUUAAUAUUGCUGCCAUGCUACUGUUAUUGUUCUUUGUUAGCAGAAAUAUUUCAGUUGUUAGGUAUGCUCCCUUUUAGCUGAGAGCUGUAUGGUUCUUCAUAAACAAUUUUUAGUACUCCUUGUUGACAGGACAAAUUCCAUUCAGAGAAAAGAGGGCUGAGUAACAGAACCUUGGAUAUUGCGUUUAAAUUUAUCAGUCACUCUAAUUCCCUAUGAGAUAAAGAGUCUCUACUAUAUACAGCAAAUAGAGAAACCAUUUCUUGAGGUAACAUGAACAAACUCCAGCUCUUCAAGUCUCUCUUACCAUCCUUUUUACUAGUUGUUGAGUUUAUCUUUAAACUAUAAUUUCUCCUGCUUCAAUUUAAGCACCUUAUUAUUGAGUUUUUGUUACUAAGUAAAGAUAGGUGAUUCUCUCCUACAUCUUUGAACUCUAUGGAUUACGCUUGUCACACUUCAGCAAUUAGUCAAUAAAUCAAAAAAUAUUCAUUGAACUCCUGCAAUAGGGACAUUGGAUUUCUACUCCUCAGCAAGCCAUAAACUUCCAAAUAAAUUAUUUCUUUUCACUUUUUCAAGGAUAGAAAUAAAAUUAUUUAAGUAGAAAUUUUAAUAGACUUAAGGAUUUUACUAGGUAUGGCAUAGAUGAUUCCCUUGUCCCUGUUUAAAGUUCCAUUAAAAUAGAAACUGCAUAAAUCAUAACAGUACACUUAAGAAUCCUUUUGUCUUGACAUUUGUGUUUCAGCCCUAAAAUUAUUUAUUUUACUAUCAUUGAAUGUAAAACAUUUCUAAAACGAAAUACAGUUUUUCUGUAGCAGGAACCAAAGGAAAUAGAUGUAUCCAGAAAAAGAAAUCAAAAUUGGCAAAUUGAAAUUAUACACCAUAGAUUUUGAAAAUGAUGCCAAGGUCAAGUAUUAAAAAUCUACUUUGAAGAAAAUAUAUUUUCACAUGUAUAGAUUGGAAUUGAUUUUGAGACUUUUAGAGCAGGAAAAUAUCAGUUUAUGGACUCCUUUUGUGAACAUCAUCAUGACUGGGAGGAGAAAAACAACUAGUGUUUCUUUCUUUAGGGCUUUGACACAAUAAUAAAACAGAACAUAGUAUCUGACGCCAUACUAUCUCUCACAAAGACAGAUGCCAACAUGAUUUUUUUUCCUUUUCUUUUAACUAUCCUUUGAUGUCUGCUUUUGGCCUGUUUCUAAACAGGGAAUGUGUAUCUAAAAGCAGUUACCAGGACUUCCCUAGCAGUCCAGUGGUUAAGACUCUGAGCUCCCAAUGGCUCCGCCAGAAAAAAAAAAAAAAAAAAAAAAAGAGAGCACUUACCUUUCAAAAUGUGUAUUAAAAAAAAAACCCUGAAGUACCUCUCUUAUUUCAGCCAAGCUAACAUUAGUCCCAAGAAAAUGAGAACUGCAGUUACCCUGGAGAAUAGGAAAAUUAGCACACGCAAGGAAAACAUUGAAAGGAAAUCGGCCUCUUCAUGGAACCUAGGGAUGUUUUGUUGUAACGUCAGUUAUCAACAGAAGGAAUUUUGUACUAUCAUUGAAAUCUUGUGAUAGAAAUGUUUGUUAUUGUUGGAGAAGAAAAGGCUGCAACCCAAUUACAUCCUAAGCUCUGUAUACUACCAAGACCUCAAAAGAUGUCCAAGAGGUAAUUUCUCCAAAGACAGUAACAUCUAUUUUAAGACACUUUCACAGUCAGCAGUAUGUAAGUUUGUAGGAGAAAGCAUAAGUGGUAUAUUUAAAAGAAUUCUAGCCUCUAAGAUUGACUUUGUUGCCCUUUUUAGGGAGGAGGGAGCAUUCAGCCCAUUUCCAGGAAUAGUUUCCUCACCUUGGCCUGACAGCUUAUGAUCAUAUUUAAGAAGAAUUCUGAAAACUCUAACUCCUGUCCUUCCUCCAUAUUGCAGUGGUGGUAUACAGGGAAUAUUGCUUAUUUUUUUUAAAUAUUAGAUUUUCAUUCAGAUCCUAAAAGUGCCAAAUUCUGAUAGAUUAGCCUUUUAAGGGAGUUAUCAGUAGGAGUUAUGAAUAAAUGGGUUUAUCUUUGAAGUUGGUGUUAUCCUUGGCAGACAGCACUGUAUCAUGCUCUUCACUAAGCUAUGCUCUGUGAUGUUAUAAUGGAGGAGCCUACUAACUUGUGAGCCUACAGUCAACAUACCAUUGCCCAAAACAAACCUUUAUUAAGAACAGAUUUGCUAAGGGAUAAAAGAGAAUAAAGUGAUAUUUUCAUGGAAAUAUAUUAUGAUUGUUCCAUUAAAGUGUAUACUGAGUAUAUAUUUCUCCACAUUGAAAUUUUAUUUUGCAUUAACUUGUUAAUUACUUUUAGUAAUCUUGUGUCCUAUUUUACUGGCACUACCUCUGAAACAUACUAUCAUGUUAAAACCACAUCAGGCUGUAUAAUGUGAAAUUUUGUAGUGUUUUUAUUUAAACUUUUAUAGAGGCAAUAAAUG